AGCUAUCUGGGAUCUGUAAGGUCAUAGAACCUUCAAGCUGUGUCUUGUUUCUCAUCUUGAAGAACAACCUUAGAAAGCUCAUAAAAUGUGUGAUGCACUUGUAGGUACCUGGAAACUUGUCUCCAGCGAAAACUUUGAUGAUUACAUGAAAGAAGUGGGUGUGGGUUUUGCAACCAGGAAAGUGGCUGGCAUGGCCAAACCCAAUAUGAUUAUCAGUGUGAAUGGAGAUGUGAUCACCAUUAAAUCAGAAAGUACCUUUAAAAACACUGAGGUUUCCUUCAGACUGGGCCAGGAAUUUGAUGAAGUUACUGCAGAUGACAGGAAAGUCAAGAGCAUCUUUACCUUAGAUGGGGGUGUCCUGGUACAGGUGCAGAAGUGGGAUGGAAAAUCUACCACCAUAAAGAGAAAACGGGUGGAUGAUAAACUGGUGGUGGAAUGUAUCAUGAAAGGUGUCACUUCUACCAGAGUUUAUGAGAAAGCGUAAAUCGAGACAUUGAAAUGGACUGAAGUUUGCAUGGAAUGCUACAACAUCCUGUUGGAUAAAGCACCCAAACACAUGUUGCAUUUUUCCACUGAUUAGCUAUCUUCUUCCAAACUGACUGUAUUCUGUGUUGGUUAAAUAAAAACUUUUUAGAUUAAGAAGGUAA
Molecule: messenger RNA, 647 nt
Organism: Erinaceus europaeus (western European hedgehog)
Lineage: Eukaryota; Metazoa; Chordata; Mammalia; Eulipotyphla; Erinaceidae
Gene: FABP4
Product: fatty acid binding protein 4
Exons: 4
Coding region: 86-484 (132 amino acids)
Biological process (GO): fatty acid transport
Cellular component (GO): cytosol; nucleus
Molecular function (GO): fatty acid binding
Source: RefSeq, a predicted model, not a curated record